AUGAGAGUGACGGAAACAUUUGAUGCAAAUCCGGCGAAUUCGCCGCGAAGCGUGCGCGAUCAUCUUGAAGCGAACUUCAAUUUCGAGAAAAAAGAGGUGCCGAAGCCGCUGUCGAUCGUGGUAGGGUUGUUAGGCGCGGAGGUGGAAGAAUGUGGUGGAGUGAGAGCGAUUAAAAUUUCCGUGGAAGAGUUUAAAUGCUGGAGAGAGAGAUUUCCCGAGCUCCGGCCUGAAGUCCCCACUCUCACAGAGUUUCAGGAUUAUCUCUUUUCACCCAUUUCCAAUUUCCCGAAACUUAUCCAGGAGUUGGAUCGUCCAAGCGCCAGUCAAGUGGUCGUUCUAGGUGCAGCUAGUCUGACUUUGGAUGCGACAAUGGAGAAACUGCUGAAGAUCAAAAUUUAUACGGGAAUCGGCUGGGACAUAGAUUACCCGAUGCUGGAUGAGGGUUCUCCUCCAGAUCUCUAUCUUAAACUCAGUAUAGAGGGUGUACCUGUUGACGAACGCACAAAGAAGACCAAAGUCCAGAAAAAUAGCUGGACACCUACUUGGGGAGAGGAGUUUGAGUUCCUUUUACGGAGUCCUGGAAAUGCCUCGAUUGUUUUUGAGGUUAAAGACCGUGACAGAUUCUCAACAAAUGACUUUGCGGGUAAGGUUUCUCUACCCGUGUCUGAGCUGAGGACGGGAAUACGUGCGGUUCCGUUGUAUGAUAAAGACGGCAAUCCAUGCGCCACGGCACGACUCCUCGUGCGUUUUAUGAUUGUUUGA
This is a messenger RNA of Microthlaspi erraticum, 762 nucleotides long. The record is from the annotation of a GenBank genome assembly. Lineage: Eukaryota; Viridiplantae; Streptophyta; Magnoliopsida; Brassicales; Brassicaceae.